Messenger RNA from Pseudozyma flocculosa PF-1, 795 nucleotides. RefSeq lists its product as uncharacterized. The record is from RefSeq and is a predicted model, not a curated record. Lineage: Eukaryota; Fungi; Basidiomycota; Ustilaginomycetes; Ustilaginales; Ustilaginaceae. Gene Ontology annotation, biological process: negative regulation of ceramide biosynthetic process; intracellular sphingolipid homeostasis; ceramide metabolic process. Gene Ontology annotation, cellular component: endoplasmic reticulum membrane. The transcript has a single exon. Bases 1 to 795 code for a protein of 264 amino acids.
AUGGCGUCGUCGUCGUCGGCCUACACCUUCCCGCCGGAGCGGGUCGUCAACGACGCCUCUCCCCUCCCCUCGCUCCACAUCAGCCCACCGGGAUCCAGCUACCCAGCAGCCACCACCACCACGGCAUCGACGUCGUCGUCUCUGCCCGGCCUCGCGGGCGCAGCGGCGCCACCACCCACCACCGCCACCCGGCGGCCGCCGCACGGCCGCACCCGCUCCGGCUCGCUCGUCUCGGUGCAGCGCGUCGAAGAGACGCACGAGGAGAUGCUCGACCAGAGCGCCGGCUUCAACGCAAACGCCGACUGGGUCAACUACAAGGGCGCCUGGGUCAUCCACGUCGUCCUCAUCCUCGUCGCAAAGAUCCUCAUCGACGUCAUCCCCGCCAUGCAGCAGGACACCAGCUGGACCCUCGUCAACCUGGGCUACAUGGCACUCUCCUACCUCAUGUUCCACUACGUCACCGGAACCCCCUUUGAGAGCAACGCCGGCGCCUACGACCAGCUCACCCUCUGGGAGCAGAUCGACGAGGGCGCGCAGUACACGCCCGCCAAAAAGUGGCUCACCUCGGUCCCCAUUGGCCUCUUUCUCGUAUCCACCCACUACACCCGCUACAACCCCUGGCUGUUUGGCCUCAACUUUUCCGCACUCCUCUUCGUCCUCUUCCCCAAGCUCCCCAUCCUCCACCGCCUCCGCUUCAAGUUCUUUGAACCCGCACCCACGCCCAGCCCCUACCCGAGCCAACCCCCAACUCCUACCCACUCAAAGGCGCCCAACCUCGGCGAGCUCCGUCUCUAG